Molecule: messenger RNA, 2007 nt
Organism: Hyaloscypha bicolor E
Lineage: Eukaryota; Fungi; Ascomycota; Leotiomycetes; Helotiales; Hyaloscyphaceae
Product: glycoside hydrolase family 17 protein
Exons: 2
Coding region: 265-1794 (509 amino acids)
Biological process (GO): cell wall organization
Cellular component (GO): fungal-type cell wall; cell surface; extracellular region
Molecular function (GO): 1,3-beta-glucanosyltransferase activity; glucan endo-1,3-beta-D-glucosidase activity
Source: RefSeq, a predicted model, not a curated record
GGCUGGCCCGCCAAGACUUCGCAUUUCACUUUUGGCUCUUCUAUCCCCCGUUUCUUCUUCCGCUUCCUUCUUCUUUCCUCCUUCGAUGUUGAUGCUGUGAUACUUCUUCGUCGCCGUCGUCGUAUCUGUUCUCCCCCCCCAAACUACCGCUUCACUCAUUCAGCGGGCAUUCGUUACUUGAUAUACUCAAUUAUCCCACCCCUACCAGACCCGAUCGACCAAUUUUCCCUUCUACCAUAAUUGCACGGGAAACACUUGUUCAAUAUGAAGGCUGGACUUCUUGCUGUCGCCGCGGCGAUGGCUGCCGGUGUCAGUGCAAAGGGCCAUAAGCACGGCCGUCACAACCAUGAAGCCCUCCACGCAGAGAGAGGAAUGGCGAACGGGACCUGCGUCGCCGGUUGCACUACCAUCUAUACCACCAUUUAUGGCGAGGCAACUCUCUACAACCCACCGCCACCUGCCACUACAUCAAAACCCGUACCGGCACCCACUUACCCAGCAACUGUGCCAACUCCAUACGUGACCACCUGCCCGACUCCAGGCGUGUAUACCAUCCCUGCUACGACAAUAACCAUUACUGAGGAGGUUACCGUCUGCGGAGCAUCUUCAACAAAGGCUACCCCAGGGACCAACACUGCGGGAGGCGUCACCACAGUGGUAGAGCACUCCACAACAGUUGUCUGCCCAUACGCCACGACUGUCGUCAGUGGAGGUGUCACCACCAGCACCAUCUCAACCACCUCAUACGUCUGCCCCAGCGCUGGUACUUACACUAUUGCUCCCGUGACCACUGUUGCCGAGUGUGAAACUGUCUGGGUCUACCCAACCGUCACCUCGUAUGCUCCAGGCACCUACACUCACACCGAGGUCGUCGAAACCGUCACCGAGACCGACUACGUGAUCUUCUGCCCAUACACCUCUUCGGCACCGGCAUUGCCAGCUCCCACCUACCCAGCAUCUAAGCCACCCCCACCCCCAUCGCCACCUACUUCCAAGCCUGGAGAACUUGGAAACUCUGGCAAGAAAUGGGCCAUCACUUAUUCUCCAUUCACUGACAGUGGCGAGUGCAAGGCUGCCGCUGACGUCGAGAUUGACAUCGAGGCCAUUUCCAAGGGAGGAUACACCUCCGUCCGUAUCUACGCUUCUGUCUGCUCGGGUCUUGUGAAUGUCGGCGCCGCCUGCGAGAAGUAUGGCCUGAAGAUGAUCAUCGGUGUCUUCAUCGACCACACCGGCCUCGGAGGAGGUGCAGCAGAAGAUGUUACGGAAAUCAUUGCCUGGGGCAAAUGGAGCUUGGUCGAGCUCAUCGUCAUCGGUAACGAGGCCAUCUUCAACAAUUACUGCACCGCCAGCGAGCUGGCCUCCUUCAUCAGCACCACCAAGGCCGCUUUUGCAUCACACGGCUACACCGGCCCAUGCACGACCACCGAACCCCUUGACAUCUUGCAGGCGAGCUACGGAGUCCUCUGCGAAGUCGUCGACAUCACGGGUUGCAACAUCCACCCAUACUUCAACCCCUCUGUCGAAGCAAGCUCCGCCGGAGCAUUCGUCGCAAACCAACUCAGCAUCGUGGAAGGUCUCUGCCCAGGCAAGGCCGCCAUCAACUUGGAAACUGGAUGGCCAUCCAAAGGUCAACGCACCAGCCCCGCGGACCAGAUCACGGCUCUCAAGAGUAUCGCGGACACGGUUGGCGGCAAGUCAGUCGUUCUCUCCUUCUUCAAUGACCUGUGGAAACCGGCUGGUGACUGUGGAUGCGAGUGCUCUUUCGGUAUCGAGAAUAUUGUCACGUACUUUUAAUCGAACAUCUCCUUUGUCAAUGGAGAGAAAUAUGGCAUGGAUGGAAGGAAAACAUGGAGAAAAAAUAGGCCAUGGACGAUAUGAAAUAGGUCUUGUUGUAAUUUGAUGGGAAUAUGUGGUAAUGAGGAGCGUGGUUUUGCAUGUAGGUGUGAUGUAGCAUGGCUAAGCAGAUCUGAAGAGAGGUUGGCCCGAACUUGACUUGUACCUUACCGC